Messenger RNA from Salpingoeca rosetta, 378 nucleotides. RefSeq lists its product as uncharacterized. The transcript has 3 exons. The record is from RefSeq and is a predicted model, not a curated record. Gene Ontology annotation, molecular function: protein binding. The coding region runs from base 1 to 378 and encodes 125 amino acids. NCBI's taxonomy places the organism in Eukaryota, Choanoflagellata, Craspedida, Salpingoecidae.
AUGGCGCUGUUCUUGAAGGUGAAGAGGGGGAAGAAGAGCAUCUUCCUGGAGCCAAACGAGGGUGACAAGGUGCAGAAGGCCAUUGAUGUGAUUGCAAGCGUGUUUGAGAAGGAUUCCGACGACGUGGCGCUCGUGUAUCAAGGCAAACAGCUUAACCCCGACAAAACGUUCAAGGACCAGGCCGUGACGCACGCAAACUCGCAAAUUGUGGAGCCCCUUCGUCUUCAGUACAUCUUCCGUGAGGGCGGCCAGUGGCAGGAACCAGAGCCGGAGGAGGAGCCAGUGGAAGAGACAUCGCAGGAGAACAGCACAGAUCCGUCGCACGCAUCAACCGCGCCGCAUUUCCCUGCAGAGCUUGUCAAGCCACCCAACAUGUAG